UUUUUUUUUUUUUUUUGCUCCUCCUUUGUCACUUGGGUACUUUUCCUACUUCGUACCCCCUAGUGGUGACAAGGAGAGCUUAAACCCGCGCCCCCACCAGGUGCUCCAUCGUCGCCCUCGUUCUCGCCCUCACCCUGUCUGGUGCCCCCCUGCAUUGACGCUUCUUCUCCAAAGAAAAAGAACGUCAAACCCUUUUUCUGGCCCGGAUUCUCGACCUCUCAAGACUCCCUGAAGUCAGCCUUGUCAGACUUCAAAAAGAAAGAUCCGAAAGGAACAUCUCCAGCCAGCCCAGUGCCUCUCAAGUCUCUUGACGAGGCAGAGUUUGUGGCGCGACCAAAAACUCAACGUCGAAUUGCUUGGGGCUGUAACCCGCCUCCCGCCGCCGUCUCUCAGAGCCGCCUGCGAGUCCCGCGGCAGGCUGUCUGAUCGAUCGAUCCUUGGCAUUCAAUUUUCUGGUCAGCGCUCUUCGACAGCAUCGCAACACAACCAAACCACCACCACACUUGGUCUCUUCCAACACCAAGUCUAUCUAAUCUAUACUGCGCUACGGCUGGAGUAAAUCCAGUCACUCGUCUUAACAACUCAAAAGGGAUUUUCGUACCAUUCGAAGAACUUGCGACCAUGCCGUGUAUACUCCCUUAAAAGUUGAGAGUUGCGCGCCUUGGGCUGCCCAGCAACCCAAUCCCGAACUUUCCGCAACUGAGGCUUCAUUCGUCCGACUAGCAUCAUCCCCAACUACCUCUAUCCCUUCACCUGGACGGAUUUUUUAUAUUUCUUUUUUUUUCCUCUUCCUCAUAUCCUGUUUCCUUUGCGACGACUUGACGUUUUAUUCCCAAUUUCAAUUUUCCAGCUCUCUCACAGAACCCUGGAUACUGCCCCGCCCACCGGCAACACUUGAUCAAGAAGACACUGAGACAGUGAGUCUCGGGUCGUCCAGUCUCAAAAAUGGCUGCUUCAGGAAGCAGUAAUAGCAGUACACGGACCAUGCAGUCCCGUACUGGGAGGAGCAAGCAACGGUAUAACAGCAAGGGCGAACGCCUGGUCGCUGGUGUAGUGGCGCUUUCAGAAGACAAAGAGUACGUGCUACUCACUCAAUCAACUCGCCGGAAGGGCUGGGUAUUGCCCAAAGGUGGCUGGGAGACGGACGAAGAAUGCACCGAGGCCGCGGAGCGUGAAGCCUGGGAGGAGGCUGGAAUUGUUGUCACCAUCGAUUACGACCUUGGCCAGAUCGAGGAGACUAGGGUUAAAACCUCUUCUAAAUCUGCCAAGUCUGGCAAGCGCGAGAAAGCCAUCUACCACUUCUACGAGGCGACCGUCACAAGCGAAGAGCAGGACUGGCCCGAGAAGGACAAGCGCCAACGCAAGUGGAUGACGUUUGUCGACGCGUGGGAGUCGCUCAAAGAUAGACCCGAGCUUCAGGAGGCCCUCAACCGGUCAACCAUGAAGAGAUAGGUCUACUAUCACGGUUCUCAGACAUGGAGGUGAUCACAUGUGUGACUCCGCUGCGCCUUACAUUGAACGACCGGCCGACCGACCACCCAAGUCUAUUGUCACUACUAGUUCGAGUACUAGUACAAACCCGAGUUGAUACGACAGCACUGCAAGUGCUUGAUAUCACGCCUGAUGUUUUCUUAUUUUUUUGUCUUUUUAUUACCAUCUGCAAUCCCCUUGUCUUUCCACAACUACCGACAGGGUGAUUCCUGUGAACGGACGAGAUCACCAAAACGACGUCCUCACUUCCCGUCUCAGAAUAUGUAACACGGAAUCAGUGCCGUGUCUUCCUGGAUUCAUCCAGUUGCACUCGAAGAUUGAGCAACAACUGCACAUAUAUCCCCAUUGAAGGAGUUGUAGGCUGGGAAUGAUAGAUAUACAAGAGAGAAACGCGUAAAAAAAGAGGAGUUGGGGAAUGACUAUGAGCAAGCACAAUGCUGCUUGGAUUUGCUUUCAGGUCCUAGUUAGAUGGGGGACGAACCCGAAUGGCAGGCUGUCAUUGAUAAGCUCCAGCCUAAUUAGCUGGCGCUUAAUGUUCCUUGGAGACCCCCUCGGGCAAAACAAUAUCGUCUGAGAUAUAUUUGUUUGCAUGAGAGCAACGCAUUGCUUUAGAAAGACGGAACUAUCAUAGGCAAACAUGACUUAGGAAAAAAAAGAAGAAAAGAAGAAAGGGUCGCUGAUCACAUACGCGUGAUCUCACAGUGGGUGGCCUUGCUGACUAUUUCAUUCAUCUGUUACAUAUAUGGCCCGAUAAAAUACAUGAUUUUCGGAACCUCACAACCCACCCCGAAUUUUUUGCAGCUGGCUAAUAAAGCCAUAUCCUCCACCGUAGCCCCUACUUUCGCUAGCAUUCGCAGUAGUGGCAGUUGUCGUCUUCUUUGCAGAA
Pyricularia oryzae 70-15 is the source of this 2377-nucleotide messenger RNA. RefSeq names its product nudix/MutT family protein. Gene Ontology annotation, cellular component: nucleus; cytoplasm. The record is from RefSeq and is a predicted model, not a curated record. Lineage: Eukaryota; Fungi; Ascomycota; Sordariomycetes; Magnaporthales; Pyriculariaceae. Bases 946 to 1452 code for a protein of 168 amino acids. Gene Ontology annotation, molecular function: diphosphoinositol-polyphosphate diphosphatase activity; bis(5'-adenosyl)-hexaphosphatase activity; endopolyphosphatase activity. Gene Ontology annotation, biological process: adenosine 5'-(hexahydrogen pentaphosphate) catabolic process; diadenosine hexaphosphate catabolic process; diphosphoinositol polyphosphate metabolic process. The transcript has 3 exons.